AUGCAGGAUGGGAUCGUAGAAGUUGACGAGGAGGACGCUUUGGUAGAUACCACGAGUAACCUUUCCAUUAUCGAACACCUUCUGUUUAUUUUGACAUUGAAGGCACAAAUGGGACUUUUACUUCCGCCCUGGUUGUCGCUCUCAUACUCGUUUUCCUAUACUUUCUGUUAUUGCUCAUGAACUGGUUAGCCGCCGCCGCUGCCAAACGCGCCACCCGGGGUGAGAUAUUAUCAUUCAGAUCUUUACUUUCUAGGUACAAAUCGAACUCACGAUGAAGCCAUGCAGGAAGCUCGACGUCGCCUACAAGAAAGAUUUAACCAAACGAACCAGCGGCAGACUUCUGCGGAAAAUGCGCCAAGUAGCUCCAACGUCACUGACGGGGAAUCAGCUAAGGUUUCUACUGAUUUCAUUGUGUUAUAUCCUAGUAGCAAACUAUUUCGACACGAUAUCUAGUAGAUAUCUAAUUUCCGAGGUAUUUUUAUUUACCAGAUGUCGAUGUCUGCUGUCCAGCUAUCGACUAGAUAUCUACUUUCGAGAUACUCGAAAUCGGUGAAAACGACAAGUUAGGCACUGCGCACGCUGCGUUUACCUAAUCUUAUUAUUGUCUGUUUGCCUUAGUCAUCCCAAUCCCGUCUUACUUAGCCUUCUGCUGUUCGCGUUAUAACGCGUUUGACGGCCAAGUUCACGUUACUGUCUCAACGAUAAUAACUUGAUUGACCUAACAUAGCUAUUUUGAAGACACGGCAGUUGGAAGAAAAUUUUAUUGGAUCAAAUAAUUUUAAAAUAGUUUAAUACAUUGAUGGCGUUUGUAAGGAUAAAGGCCCAUCACUUGCUGAACAUCCGGGAUUGUUGUCUAUAGGGUAGGGUUAAUAUUAUAAAAUUAAAACCUGUUAGCCUGUCCAGUUUUUGUUGCCACCGUCCUUCUGCUGACGUUUGACGUAAUUAUCCAAGGAACUUUAUAGUCGCUUUGUGAACGCAGACCCCAGGUCCGAAAUCUUGGCAGCGCCAUUUAUGUUCCAAGCAGCGAAAACGUCUACAAAUGUAGAUAGUGGGACGCAUAAUUGCAUACUUACCAAUAUGACUUAUAAGUUGCGGAAUUACCGAGACUUUCCUUUAGUUUACGCCCCUUGAAGUUAACAUGAAGCGGAAUUUCAUCCUCUAACAGCGCAAAGAAUAUGCGCUUAACAAAGUCGUCCAGGUUGUUGCCGCCUAGACAGGUGAGGAAAGACACCUUAUGCUUUGUACAGUGAUAUAACGGAAAGCGUACAAGUUGACUUCUAAUUCCCGUGCCCAUUAACAAUGCGUUUAGCUGGCGGAAUUCCGCUGCCGUCCGCAUAGGCUUUUUGAACUGGUUUUGCGGCAGCGGUGUAGCCGCAGGCGCAGGUGGCCUUUGAUUAACCUUGGCUUCCAGUUCACGUAUACAACCGUGUAACUGGUGGUUACUGUCAAGGAUAACGUCUAGCUUUUUAGACAUUCUGGCCAUGUGGUGGAUUAGCAGGGCGACGGCCUUGUCCAAAUUUACAAGCCGGCCACUGGGCAGCGUUUCGUGCAAGAUUGUGGGAUAAGUCAGUCAAAAGAAAGUUUACUACCCUUGACCCGCAUCGACUCCCUUGAGAGAAGGGUGUCAUUGACGUCCUCCAUAUCAUAUUGGCUGUCGUUUAUCUCCUAGGAAUCGGAACAGCGUCAUGUCGUAUAACUUACAGUCGAAGAUAUGCCUUCUCCGUUGAAAUAAUACAACACCUCUUCCAGGACAGACUUGCGUUCCUGUGGAGGAUUUCUGCGAGAGGUUGUCAAGUCUGCUUGUAGAAAGUAUGCACUUUGUUUUCGACUGGCAAUAUUGAUAGAAUUAGCCAGUAAAUAAGUUUGGUUGGACAAGUUAACUCCUAUUGGCUCAUCUUUAUAUAAACGGGACUAAUAUCCGUGUGAUCACCCAGCACUCAGAACUCAAACAAGUGCUCAGACAAGGAAUUCAGUUAAUUUCGUGUCUACUGCGUAAAUGUUGACCACACAACGUAUCCCCUAGAGUCGCUUGGUCUCGAUGUUCCUGUAUCGGGUAGGUAAUUGGGAUAAUCCUGUCUCAUUCGUUGGUUUACGACAUGCUGAUUGAGUCCUGGAAUUUUUUCAGCGGUUUCCGAAUGAUUAGGUGAGCGUACAAGUCACACUUAUUGGGCUUUUUCUGCGAUACCCAUCUAAAUCCACACUACUCCAAGUCUGCCAACUUUAAUUUCCAUACAGGAAACGAGUGUGUAAGAGACCUCAGUCUUUUAUGAGUAUAUUUAGUUUUUAAAUAAGAAAGCGUCCCUUACAUGCUCCAUUGCCAACCUGGCGAAAACGGUUAUCCCUCCGUCGACAGCAAAAUCCACUCAGGUAGUAAUUACUACCUGAGGCUAUCUCAGGGCGAUGUACACAGCCCGAGGUCUGGACCAGAGUUUCCGAGAAAGAACGGACGACUGUUCACAAGUUGAUUGCCCCAAGCGAUCGGUCCAGUGCAGCUCUCCCCUUUGUAGUUUUGGUUUCCUGCUGUAACUACAAUUUUAAGGACAUAAGUAGGUAUUGAGCGAUUAGCUGGCUCCAAAUCUCGUAAGUCAGUGGUAUUCAGAUAAAUUGCGAGUUUUAUUUUCUGUUGAAGCUUGGAUCUAUGUGGGACGACUUCACUGAACUUAUUGUACUAUCUAAAAGUGUCACGUAUGAGCUAUUUCUGCACAAGUUGACGAUCGAUUUUCCCCUUUUCAUUACAUUACUAUAUGAACUUCUUUAUGCUUAGCAGUUGGGCCUUAGCGGUUGAUUUAUCCGUGAAUGACACUCGCAGUGGUUGGUUGGGGGUCCUCAAUACACGGACGACUGCUGCACUGAGCAGUGCUUUGUCACCGUCUGACGCUAUACUACUUAACACUACAUGCACGCGCUCUCGGUUUGCAAGAUUCCUUUUUUGCCGUCUGCGGCUUUGUGCUCCCGUACACGUAGGAGUAGAUAUUAAGGUAUUUGUAUUAUUUUGUAAGGACUGAGACGUAUUUAGAGCCUCGGUCAUUUUCACCGCCUGACUACAAUACGACGACUACUUUUAAUACCCAGAGACUCACGAAGCGUUACUUUUCCUUGCAGAUCUCAGAAGGAUCGCGACCCAAGCCAAAAGCGACAGCUGAUCUUCUUAAACAGAGUGGUGAGUGGAAGCACAGUGCUUUACAGACUGAGAUGCGUGAUUUAAGUUGGCAGCCUUCUCGGUGUUAGAUCUUUAGAGUGAUUUUUGAAGAUGCAGAGUUUAGUUGUCUGCAGUACCUUUUUGUUCGCCUUUGUUUGCAGGACAACUCAGUUUUCUAACGUCAAUGCACAUGGUGACUGCAUGCAGUUUCCGGAGUACAAAAGUAGUAAUUUUUGACAAAAAAUUAGCUACCUUUUGUGGGCGGUCGUCAUAAACAGCUUAGGCUUAUGCGAGUAGGCAGUUUCUGCUUAUCGAAUGGUGACUUUGAUCCCCUUUAAUUUUACAUUCUGAGAUUAAUGCCUUUUAAUAGAAUAAGGUGCCGCAAAGAGGAUAGGUGUGUUUAUGGUCUUGCGUUUCAAGGAGUGGGUUUGAUCAUAAAGCUUCAGAGACUGGGGCGUUCUGUGCAGAAUUCUCUCUAUAGUCCCUGAGGUGUGGAUGUAUGGGGUACGGACUACCAGACCGCACUUAGGGACGCCUACCGUCUAGUUUUAACUCUGACGAAGUCGACUUGGCGGACCGAAGAGACGAUCAAAUGGCAAGGCAUCUGCGUAACUGUCAGCCGGCAACACAGUUGACUGCCGCGUCAAUGUAGCCGCAGUGUGUGAUUUAACACCAUUAUCUGGGGAAAUACACGCUAAACGUGUGGCUGUCCAGUUUGCGAAUUACCUUCGUCGACAACAAGGGGUGGAAUAAGACCAUUAACGACUCAAUAGGGAUGCAUGGCGGAUCCACUGUCGCUACUGGCAAAACCGGAGGACAGGUACAAUGGGACGCUUAUCCAACCCGCUGUAUAGCGUAACCUGUGAACCGAGCACUCUGGUCUCAGAGCUUUGUAGUUGAAUUUUCCACUGCAAACGUCGGACCGCGAUCAAACUUUUCCGUGAACGUCUUUGACACGAUCGUUAUAUGGCCGGGGAAGCACAUUUCCUCUAUUAUCCGCAAAAUUAAGGUAUAUUUUUAUUCUCAAACAAUGUCUUAUCCACGUCUUAUUCACGUUAUUCGAUUUUCCAUCCCACAAGGGAGGUGGAAUCUCGUCAUCGCAGGUGUUCUAUAUUUUAUUUUUUAAACCCCUUGAAGGCUGUUGAAAUCACACCAUUAUGUACAGUGACUGGUAAUAAGGAACAGCCGAUUUUUUCUACCUUAAUUUCCGUUAAGUUCACCGAACAGCUCAGCGUUUUGCUUCUUGUCUACCAGGCACCCAUCUAACACGUGUGCCUAUGAUGAUAAAUUUGCUUUGAAGAGGACAUCUUACUGAUUGUCAACAAAGACAAGGGAGAAUAACAUGACAAUUUCUGGCUUACUGGCCGUCGUUGGUCAGCCAUACCCAACCCUAAGGUGUGCGAUCUCGAGGCUCGAACCCGCGAUCUGUUGGUUAGAAGUCCAGCGCCUAAUCUUAUUCUUUGUUUAUUUGAACGGUACUAACUCACAUUCACGAUCUCUCAUUUUAACAAUGCGGUAUUUACUGCUAUUGGUUCACAAAACGCUCCCUGAUUGCACCUCGUUAUAUGGUUCCUAUAUCCAUUUAGUACUUUCUCUGGCCCUGGAGGUUUCUUUUGGUUAGACAGUUUGUCGUUUUGUGGUUUGUACACGAGUCAUUUAUAACAAACGUCCGAGACCGGUAGUUUAAUUGCUGGGAGUGGACACUGCUGCCUGUGAAACCUCAUGGUUUUCUUUGCGUAUCACGUCUUCAGGAUACAAUCCAUUGAUGGGAGAUGACACCGACAAGGUUUGUUAUCGUUCAUCAAGAGGUCGCUCCGGUGGCGGAUGAGGUUAGUUUCACCGACCUGGUUGCCAACUGUUGCCAGACUGCGCUGUUGCUGCGGGCCUUUUUCUGAUCAAGCACGCUGAAUGACGCUGGUCGUCUAAGUGUUUUACACGAUGUCUAGCUGAUCUGACAGCUCAACUGUGCGCAGUGCAACCAUAACUAAAUGGAUACGUCAGCCUUUCAUCCCUUUCUGUUCUGCCUACCUACGUUCUCUUCUUCCCGUGAAUCACUAUUUUUGGGUGUGGUUCUUCGAAAAGUCUGUAAUUCAUCCAUUUCUUUUAUUGCACUAGAAAGCUAUUAAUCGUCAUUUUCCCACUCUGUCUCCGCGUUCUUUAUACGAAUUACAUCCUCGGCGUGUGGAUUUUGCCGUCAAUCAACCAUGCAGCACAGUACCACGACACACGUCAGAAAAGUUUUAUAUAUUGGAAAUCUGGUUAGGUGCUGACCAAAUAUCGUGCUUCGCAUCGUACAAGUUCAGAAAACAUUGCACAUGGUGUAGACUCGAACGGAGUUCAUAUAGCACGUUUUAAUUAGUUUGCGAUUUCAAAUGCGAGUAGAGACAUUGACUUGUGUUGCUGUUCAGAAUUUACGCUCACUAAAACGAGCACAUGCGCAUUGUGCAACUACAGUCUCUGUAGAUUCCUAGGUCCAAGUCUAGACGUUAGACCCGUUCUAUGUCAUAGAUCGUUUGUUUCAUCUCUGCUCUUCACCAAGAAUGACGGACAUCUGGACGUCCGUCUCUUAUCUCAGGAUGGCAGGAUAUGAGUCCAUUCUGUCAAAUGUACAGCAUUUCCGAUGAUCUCACGCCAUGGACCAUGGGCAUCAUCAAAUACGGUGGCAAUUAGAACGAUUUUGGUCAAUUUGUUGGAUUCCACUUAGAAACUCUCAGUAGCCCGUUUUUUUUUCGUGGGCACACUUCCCUCUCUCCACUCCCAGGUACCAUUCCACUGUCCAAGCCGGUCAGAUUUCCGGUUCCGGAAGUGGGUACAGUGACUGACAAAGUUAGAAAGACCGUCUGCGCGCCCCGCAUGCACGACCUGCCCCCCCCCCCCAAACGCAGCUCGGAUCCCACACGUUUGAAGAGUGCCACUAAGGAGUCUUUGCAGUCUGACUCUCAGUCAACCACACAAAUCACAAAUGCACAACUGGCCUGACUGUGUGGUUCGAGUUGGAGUGUCAGUUGACAACCUUCCAUGCCACGGCUUUCGGCGUACCGUGUUAGUCUCCAGCACGCCAGGUUGUUUGCACUGAGUCGACCUCACUCGCUCUACCCUAUCUCGUGCAUGAGUCGACUGCACGGGCCGGUCAGACAACUGGUGCCAAGAUUAGGAGACGUGGUUGAUAGGACUGAAAAUAGUCCAUCUGCCCGUGCCAUAUGUAGCCUGGCCCCCAUGCGCAUACACUAGGAUUUUAUACACACAAGGGGGAGUAGGACGCUCGGAUUUCACAUGCAGCAGAGGAGCCACAUGAGGAAAGGAGCCAAAAAACAAACGCCCCACUUACAUGGGAGGUGUCAAUGUUGUAGAGGUGUGUGCGUGGUACGUGUUGAUGAGGGAAUAUGUGGUGUGGUCUUUUCUGCGGUGCUUUGCCGUAGGUUUUCAUGAAGAUGCAUGUGACUGAAUAAGCCCAUACGAUGGCUGAAUGUGCGAGGGUAAUGCGGACAGUUAACGCGAUGGCGUCUGGCGUAUGUUGGCGCUUCAGGAACUGGUUUGUUAAUCUCUGUGCGAUGGAUUCGCCAGUGACUGAUUAAGCCGAUGCGUGGGGCGAACGUACAGUGAUAGUGUGAGCAGGGUAGGUUGGGGGAUAUCGGAUCAGUUGUCGUUGUGACGCUGCAAGUGCUGGGCGUGCUGUUCUAUGGGGAGCUGAUUGGGCUCGGGAUUGCAGGGUUGAUGGAUGUGCAAGAUGUGUUAGUUGUGUUUUUACAGUGAUUGUUACCGUUGUGGAUACGCAUGUGAACGAAUAGACCCGCGCGGUGUAUGAAUAUGCGGGCCAGUGAAGGCGGAUGAGGAGAGUGUAUGUGAUGGCUCUGGAAACCGGUGCGUCGGUCGCAAUGCGAUGUAUUCGCGAGUGACCGACAGGACCGAUGCAUGAGGUGAAUGUGCGAUUGCAAUGAGGACAGUUUAGAACCGAGUCUACAUGGCUGGAGGAGGGGGGAGGGGGAGACGGCCGGCGAGGUGUCGUGUUGUGACCCGUGGUGGGGUUGGGAGAGAUGAUCGUUAUUGCUACGGAAGUUGUGGCAGGGAUGGUGGUAGGCAGCGGGGCAUUGUGUUUGCCGGUGGUGAGGGUUGCCAUCGUCGUGGACGCCGUGGUGGUGGCGGCAGCAGGGGCGUUUGGAGAGGCAGCAGUUGGGGUUGUCAGACUGUUGGUGCAUUGAGUCUGGAGAUGUCUGACGAGGCCGGUCCGGGCGUGGAAUGUUCGUUGUCAUCGCGGGAAUGUUGGGAGGGGUUGGGAGUUGGCAUUGCGAGUCAGAGGCGCCUGAGACGGGCGAACGUCUCUUAGCUUUUUCAGCUACUAUCCAGUUAGCUCCAUGUAUGGCUGCUCCAGUCGUCUCUGCUCUUCAGGCCCGUCGAUUCUGUGCGACGUACUCCCUUGUCGUCGCGUUCAUUUGUAGCCACUUCAAGGUGUCGUAGCUGCGGACGACCUCUCCGUAAGUGAGUCGUUUUAGUAGGAGCUGGUCGUCCAUCCUUACGAGGUGGCCGCUCCGUCGGACUUUCAGUUGCCUAAACAUGGCGUAUAUGCUGACGAUUCGAAUGCGUUCCAAGACCCGUGUCUCGAAUCCUGUCCUUCCAGCUCAGCCUCGGUAUCCGUAAGAGGCAACCAAGGCGGAAGUUGUUGAGUUUCCGCGCUUACUUCUCGUAGACUGCCCAGGUCUACGCACCAUACAGCAACGUUGUUAAGAUGACAGAUAUGUACAUCUUAAGUUUAGCGUUAAGUUGGAGACCGUGGCUAUUCCAUGCGAUUUCUGUAGCCGACCGAAGACUUGAAUGGUUUUAGAAAUGCGGUGGGUCGCUUCGUCGUCGAUUUGGAUGCAGUUUCAGAGUAUACCGUCUAAGAAGCCAAGUUAUCCACGGUCUUCAGUUGGGAGCCGUGGACGUGGAUGCGCCGAGCACCGUAUGCAGCACUGGGAGGCGGUUGAUGCAUGGUCACCGCAGGAUUUUCCAAAGUCCAUCGCGUCUCGUCGUGUUGGAGACUUUCGCCAAGUCCACAAAAGUAGUUUGGAGGUGGGUUCAAGUUUCCUGACAUUUGGCUUGCAGCUGGUUGGUAGUGAAGAUAAUGUCGGUGGUUCAGCGGAGGCAUCGAACGCACAAUGACCCUCCGGCAGAGGUCCCUGUUAGGGCUGGCCGUUGAGGCGGUUGAGGAUGCGAGCGAAGAUCGUAUCGGCGCUGUUUAGCAGCGCGAUCCCUUUUUAGUUAUUACAGAGUUGCUAGUUCCCUCCCCGCUUGUCAAGAUGGACGAUUGUCAAAUGCUUGAAUUCCGAAUAACUUAUUCUCGGCGUCAAGUCUUCUGUAAUGACAUAAGUCGAUCCAUCGCCCGGGGCCGCCCUGCCUGUGGAUUUCGGCCGGCACUGCGUCAACCCUGGUGCUUUCCCGCUGGGGAGUUGGUGCACGACCAGGUUGUUUCUGGGAGAGAAGGCGGAAGAUCCAGUUUGUCGUUCGUCUCCACUUGGGGUUUUCGGUCGAUCGCGGCUUCGGAGAUUGUGGAUGGGCGGUCGAGAAUGUUUCUGAAGUGCUCGGCCUAGCGCUUCAGGAUCUGCGAUUUCUCCGCCAGAAGUGUUGUUCCAUCGAAGCUGAGAAGCGGCACGGUUCCUUUGAUUGUGGAGCCGUAGAUCGCCUUGAUCACAGCAAAGAAGUUCUUUGUUUCAUUGCGGUCGGUAAACCUCUGAACGUCUUCGGCCUUGGGAGUCGUCCAGGCGUCCUGCAUCUCCUUCAGCCCUGGUUUUUGUUGCUUGAGAGUCUAGAAAGACUGGUUGUCUUACGAACGGUAGGUCUAGGAUAACUUCUACAAAGGCCGAGUUACUCUUAUAAACUUAGACAUUAAUUGCAUAAUGGUCUCAAUCUGUUGCAGUUGCAAUGGUCUCAAUCUGUUGUCUGAAGGUUCUCAGUUAUGUGAGCUCCUUAGACCUUGUAAUGAUUGUGGCUCACUGCGAUUGACAACCUUGUGGAGAUUCUUGGGUGCUGAGGUCACUGACGUAUAGAGACAUGGGGAAUGUAGAAGUUUACGGCCCAAGCAUCACAUGUGGCAAAGAGGAUGCACACGGAGUGAGCGUUGCUCCCCCCACUAUCAGCUCACAAGGCGGACUCCUAAGUCCCCCGGCCAUCGCUGCCUUCGAGCGAACUCCGCAAAAUAUUAGAUAUAUUAACGCCUUGCCCAGCAGAUACAUCGGGUUGGCCAGCAAGAGUGCACACUAGAAGCACAAUGUAGACUAGUGUCAGUUGGUUGUAGGCAAGCAGGUUCUAGCAAAUGCAAAACUCCAGAAACAGCUCAUAGUAGGACCGGCGAGUUCGCGUUGAUCGCACAGGACUGUUCCAAAUAUCGAUGGUGCGUGUUGGUCUGCGCUAUGUAAGCUUUGUAGCGAUCUCAGGUUAAACAUUGCAUUCUUGGGCUCGAAUACAAAUCUACCCAUUGUCUUGUCGCAAAAGUAUGAUAGAUUUAGGCAAGUUGAUGAAGUCAAUAGCAGUCAACAGAUCAUAUGGGAGCUGACAGAGUUAACUAAGAACUACCCACUAAUAGAAUGUUCAACGACAGCCAAAAAAGGAAAAGGAAUUACAAACUACUGGCUUCAGGAAUGCAAAGUGUUAGGAGAGGAGGGAAACGACCACUUGAACAAACAGCCCCCCCCAAGUGCAGUAGUAGAUGAAACAUGGAAGUUGCAAACUAGAUUGAAAAGUGAGUGAUAGCGCGCACUCAUUAUUGAUAACCAUUCAGCUGAAUAACAGUGAUCAGUCCACUGACAGAUUCCUAGCUGUCCGACCUCCAUAGAAAAAGGCGGCCAAAUUCCGAGUGGAAAGACUUGCACAUACACUGAAACCUCGAGAGAAACCACAAGAAAGAAAGUAAGGUAGGAUCUUAAAUCGUCCCAGGAGAGUUGAGAACAGGUGAUCAUCGUCUAAGGGAAGGGGACUGCGGAGAAGCAGGCAGAUGACUAGGAGAUUCAGACAACUGAGAUUUUGCCAAGGGAAGAAAAUAAGCCAAAGUGGACUGGUGAUUUAAGACGGGACGACAGAAUUCGCAGGACUUCGAUAUGCUCGGGAAAAAGGACUUGCCGACGCAGAAAAGCGCAGCUUGUCUGAGCAGUCGAAAUGAACCGCAAUUGACCGAGCAGACACAGUCGCGGAGAAUUUGAAAAACCUUUACAUGGAUACAAAAAAUAGAGACAGUAUGGCCACAGACGCUGCGCCUUUAAUUGAAGAAAAGAUCCCUAAAGUUGAUGGCAGCCACAGCAGCGUCAUGAAAAGUGCGCCACCACAUAACAAGGACAGGGUGCUCCGAGGGCAGUGCUUCGUAAUAUAGGGACUUCAAGAGACGAAUGCACACACUCUAUUUUCAAAUUUUUGAUAUAAUUCGCUUCCUUGUAACAAAUAGGGAGUUCAAAAGUACAACACCUAUGCUCCCCUCAAAUAAACUGAAACUGAAAACUAAGGAACGCGUUUUGGUAACCCCGACUUGUUCCAAGGCCCUCUAAACCCAAUGCUUCAAAUCCAAGAAAAAGUUAUAAUAUUGAAAACCUUCAAGUUCGGAAAGAGCACUGCUGAAUCCUCCACUCCACUGCAUCUAGAGCCCUCUGGGAUUGCUCUGAGUUGCAAAGAGCAGGUUGAUUUUAUUCACUCAGGACGCUUUCAACGAAAAUAUUUAAAUCGGGGUUUUUUCCCAGCCUGCUUAGGCAUCGACGUAGCGUCUAAAACGUCAGCAGUUAGUUUAGGAGCUCAGACUGCGACUGGGAGGCGGAGAACAAAACCUGUUUAUGUACAACAACCGGAUAAUCGAGCGGCCGUCGCGGUUUACAUGGACGCAUCCUGUGCGUACGUGGCCACAAAUGAAGCAAUUGUUUCAGUUGUGGCCACCGAUCCGGCUUGCGACAAAAAAACUAGAUUUUAUAUAUACCGAUGGCCAACGUCUGCUAUCUAAAGUAUAUGAAAGUAAUAUUUACGUUAGGGUAGGGUGAUUGCAUACUAACAGCACAGGCACUAGCCAAAAGCCCAUACACGCGUGUUUCACCGAUAUUCUGCCGCUGAAUGACACAGCUGCGAGGGGUUCGGCUUGUCAGAGGGCCCUCAACAUGCCCUCUCUGCGUGUGCAAACUUUGUCAUACGUCAUCUGCAUAACUGAAAGGUGAUUGUUCACGGAAGAAGAAAAUUGUGAAGCCAGACUCAGGUUUCCAAGUAUUGAUAAAUGAUAGAGCGGAGCGUCCAGGUCGGGGCAUGCCCGCUUAUGUCAAGCAUGGUCUGCUAAUGUCAGAAAAAACGGGAAAGAUCUCACGCAAAACCGAAGAAAUUUGACUCAUCAUUAGAACGCCGGGGUCACAAGCUCACGACAUCCUGAUGAUCUACCGAUCACCAAGGAACGACCUGCAGUCAGAAAGCAGUCUGAUAGGGGGAAUUAGAAGCGUGUGCUAGCCGAUCCGAUGUCAUGAUCAAGGGCGACCUAACGCUUCGAAUAUCAGCUGGGAUCCGAGUUCUGUCCCAGGCUCAGAAUUAAAGUCUGGUUGUCGUCUCCUACAAGCAAUGCAAAAACCUUCCCUCAUUCAACACGUAUUAUCACCAACCGGACUACCUGAAAGCCAAAAAGAACUGCUUGGACAUCCUACUGACAACAGCGUCGAUAUCGUAAACUGUCUACUCACUAUCAGUAAAAUGGACCACGUAGUCCUACAGAGGGGUAUUCAUUCUUCGCCAAAUCUGAUCGAAGCAACACGACCAGACGCAACCUAUGGCGUGGAAAUUUCAACCAAAUGCAAACUGACAUGCGCUGUAUAGACCGGAACACAGCAUUUACUGGGUAUAUUCUAUAGGACAGGUUGGAAUCUAGGGCCUUAUUACAUGGACUAAUUGCCAACAGGUCCGGCUAUCUAGUGACCAGACUGAAGAUAGAAGAAAACCUCAAGCGAAAGCUGUGGAAAAUUUGUCUCAUGGAGAGGACCAUGGAGUUAAUGAAUAAGUACCAGGCGCAAGGAAAUGGGGCAAAGGGUGUAACUUUGGGCGAAAUUCUGGGCGGACGAACGUUUAAGCAAAAAAUUAACGAUCGGUCGGGGUCAACGACAACAAACGAACAUCAGGCAGGAGAGCAGAACGAGAGAACAAUAAGGAGACAAAUUAGCCGACAUGCGUUUAUUGCUAAUAGCUUAUUCGCAAGCCCCACGCAAAAGUCCCUGACCCAUCCAAACAUCCGGUUCGUCCGGUUUCGCAUCAGUGCGGUCCGCCAGGGCGUUCACUGAGGGUUUCCCUGAAGAGAGAGAAAUCGGAUGCAUCCAGAGCAUCAAAAAACGUUCUGCGCCGUUGCAUUUCUCCCCCUCAGAGUAAACACUGUCCCCAGUGUUUCUAAAUCGUUUGUUACAAGGAGGUCGAAUCAGGGAUUUUAACCGUCCGUGCUGCGGGUGGAAGGGGAUCAGGGAAGACAGGGAAAAGGGAAGACCCGGGGGUUGUUGUAUGACAGGGAGCCGGCUUAAUCUGCUUAUAAUGGACGGUGAGACAUCGGCGGAUGGUCUUUACGGGUCUUGAAGCACAGACGUGUUGGCGGAGGGUUGGUAGACGAUAGUCUACGGGCCUUGCUAUGACCGGUGAAACUUGGUCGCCGCUCCGAUGGGUGGUCGGGGUCUAAACGGCAACACAGAAUCACUAACACGAUAAUCUGGCCGGCUGUGUGUCGGUCUUAGCAAGCUUUCCGGUGUUGUUGUGCUGCUUGAAUGUUAUCGGCAGCGAGCCUGUAAGCUACGACAAGUCUUGCUUUGAGAGCUCGGGUGCACUCUCCCAUACUAAUGGCCUCGGCGGGAAUAAGUGGGAAGUGCAUAUCUAAAGGAAAGCGCCGCUCGUGGCCAAGUUGAAGGAGUGAAGGAGAAAACCCGGUCGAGUCGUGGACGGCGGUCCGAUAGGCUAACAGACAGUGGGGCCAAGGUGAACGAAUGUGGACACUAUUUUCUCGAUCGUUCUAUUUGUUCUCCCGACCAGUCCGUUCGCCUCAGGGUGAUAGGACGUGGUUCUCGUCUUUAUCUGGAGCAUGGAGCACAGCUCCGCCAAGAGAUGAUUUUCGAACGCCGUGCUCCGGUGAGAGUGUAUUAUCGUGGGUGCCCCAUAGCGGAUAAUCCACUCGUUGAUUAUGACCGUUGCUACUGGCUUUGCGUCCUGGUUUUGUAGUGGUAUCGCUUCGCGCCACUUAGCAAAGUUGUAAGUAAUACGCCAGUCUAUUGCAGUAGAAUUAGAAGGAACAAAGUAGUCGCAAGUAUGCUGCGUGACGAUAACUUGAUAUUGAAAGUUGUAAAGGUUCAUUGGUGCGUUAAAAGAAAACGCUUCUUUAUGUCACUACAAUACUCCCCCUCCCAGGAAAACAGUGUUUGAAUUUGAAAAAAGGGUCUGAAUUAGAGAAGUGUCAGGCAUAACGUACGAGUUGGUAACGAUCCGGGAAACUGACACGACAACCGCUGCGCCUAGGGGGUGGAAUCGGGAGGGGAGGAGAAUGCACAGGGUUAUCAGGUGGAAGCGGAGGCGGGAAGAUCGAAGAAGGACUUGUGGCAGGUGAAGAAGUCUGUUCUGUUGGGGUAGGCGAACGAAGGUCGAUAUGGUCCACCUUCAACCGAUCGAUCGAUACCGCUUCGGUGUGAUCGCCACGGGCGAUUUUGAAAUGCCUGUCCGUCUGCGACAGGACUCAAAAUGGUCCGUCGUAGGGUCGUUGUGGGGGCGCACGUAUGCUAUCUACGUGGGCAAAUACAAAAGAACACGUUAUCAAGUUAGGGUCAAUAUAUGACUAACUUGCUGGCGCGUGUGGGGGUAUGGCCCGGAGGUUAACCAUUGAUUGGCGCAAUCGUUGGACAUAAUCGGUUGCAUUCAGAUCGGCAAAGCUUUGGUAUGGCCCGAAAAUAUCGCCGGGAAUCCGUAGGGUAGUUCUACAAACAAGUUCGGCAGUGGAGAACUUCAGUUCGGGUUUUAGCGAGGUGCGGAUGUCGAGCAUGGUCAAAGGGAAAUGCUCAUUCCAAUGAGUGGGUUUAUCAUAGGCCCGGAGCGAAGUCUUGAGCUGACGGCUGAAAUGCUCACCUUGACCGUUGCAUGAGGGAUGGUAAUCUGUCGUACGUAUGCGAGAGCACCCUUGGAGGUCUGUAAGGGCCUUAAAAUUCUAGAUUCAAAUUGCUGGACUCGGUCGGUUGUAAUAGCAGUGCGGACACCAUAAUGGGAAAUCCAGUGUUCCAAAAAGGCACAAGCGAAGUAUCUGUAGCGAUGUUUGGAAUUAGAGUUGCGAUGGUCCAUCGCGUAAUUCGAUCAAUGGCAGUGAGCAAAUAGUUGCGACCACGGGACGUUGGAAAAGGACCCACGAGAUCUACGUGCACAUGCGCAAAACGUGCAUCGGGUUCAAAAAAGGUCCCAAUUGGAGCUUUGUUGUGAGGUCCGAUUUCGGUUUUCUGACAGGCCAAAUAUUGGCGAGUACACUGGCGGAUAGCAGUGUUCGUUCUGGGCCAGAUGAACCGGUCACUGACGAGGCUCUAAGUAGCCCGGAUGCCAGGGUGGGCGAGAUUGUGUAACAUGGUGAAAAAAUCUCGCCGCAUCUCACUUGGUACUGUUGGGCAAGAGGAACCGCGAGACACAUCGCAAAAGACUGUACUGGAGGUGGCGAAAAGAGGGAUGGCUUUAGGUUGAAGGCUAGUAUGCGCUAGUUGUUCAGAAGAAUUCGGUUGUUGCUGCAGCUCGGCCAUGCGCUCCAGAUCGAUGGAGGGGCUGGUGAUGGCAUUAAUUCCAGGUCGGGAUAGACAGUCGGCAACCUGAUUAAAGGGUCCUUUGAGGAAUAGAAUAUUUGUGGCAUACUGGGCGAAAAAAUCAAGAUGGCGGGCCUCACGGGCCGAAUACUUGUCAGAGGGAGCAUAAAUAAGGGGUCUGUGGUCAAUGUUAAUGCAAAAGUCUCUGCCUGCAACAAAGUUACAAAAAUUCUUAAUGGCGAGAUAAAUUGCAAGGAGUUCUCUGCCAAAUGUGCCAUAACGAGUUUGGGGGGUGUCGGCUUAGCAGUUUAGAAGGAUAGUGUUUGUAUGUCCGUUGGAGUCUAUUGCUGGAGGGCUGCACAUCUGGCUCAAUUGGAGGCGUCAGCAACAAUGGACAGCGGAGAUCAGUUAGAGGGUGAGAAAGAGCAGUUGCAUCCGCAAGGGUCUCUUUGACACGUUGGAAAUCGUCCAUAGCUGUGUCAGGAAAAGAAUAUUCGCGGUUGUUGCCCCAUAAAAUAUUUUUGAGGGGUAACACUAGUUGAGCAUCAUGAGGGAAGAAACGUCGGUAAAAAUUGACAAGACAAAUGAAACGGCGCAGUUGUCGGAAAGAAGUGGGAGCAGGGAACUCGCGAAUAGCUGAAAAUUAAGCGUCUAUGGGAUGCGAACCAAAAGCAUCUACGCGAUCUCCUAGGAACAAGAUCGAGGGAACGUCAAAAACGCUUUUGGAGGCCUUGAUAAAAACGCCAAAUUGGCUCAACCGCUCAAAAAUUAGACGUAGGUGUUGUAGGCGUUGCUGCUUCCUGUAACUUGCAACUAAGGGAUCAUCGAUAGGAACAAAAACGAAAGGCAAGUCGCGGAAGACCUCGGUAAUUAAAUGUUGAAAUGUUUGGGUGGAGUUAUGGAGUGCAAAAGGCAUUCCGACGAACUCGAAAUGAAUAAUGAAGCUGUAAUUGCCGUUUUUGGGAGGUCUUCUGGAGUGGUGGAGAUUUGGUGGGAGGCUUUUACUGGGUCAAUGCUUGAAAGUAUUGUUGCUUCGGCUAGGCUAUAGGAAAAGUCAUGGAGGUAGGGAAGUGGAUAUAUGUCAGGGACAGUGCAGUUAUUUAGUCGUCAGUAAUCACCACUCUGACGCCAGUCCAUGAGAGACGUUUUGCAAACCAUGUGUAGAAGGACGGCCAAUAGACUAUUGGAGGGUCGAACUUGGCCAAGUUCCAUCAUAUGGCUGAAUUCAGCCUUGGCGGUAGCUAACUUGCCAGCCGCUAAACGACGAGGACGGCUAAAUACCGGUGGUUCCGUAGUCAAAAUAUAAUAAAAUAAGGUAAGACAAACAAUUUUUCUUCAAGACCCGUAGGGGUCCGGUCAUAGCAAGAAAGAAAAAAUUCUUACAUGAAUUUUAGAACACGUAAACAGAAUCCAUACAAUACUUAAUUCAUAGAUAUUUAAUAAGUAGUCUAUUUCGAAGAAUGAUGAGCGAGCAGUGAAAAACUCUUAACAUAUAAACAAAAUAAAUGUGACAGGAUUAACGUUGUAGGUGAAGAAAAAACUGUCGCCCAUGAAAGGAUAAAAAGCGGGCAGGACCGGCCUGCAUGUGGCAGUGUAUGGCGGAUUCCAUGAAGAGGUAACUAUGCGGGUCAGACAGGACUGGCCUACAUGCGGUAUUGAGUAGGAGGUUCGAAACGAACAUCAUCAAGAAAGAAUUCAUAUGCCGGAUAAGACCAUUCACGUCAAAGCUGCGGGACGAGUAGAACCCAGACGCGAUCAGACACAAUCCCCCUCGAGUCUAGCUUAGGGGUGGGGGGGGGGGCAAGGGAGAUGCGACAAAACUACUAGUAGGUGGCGAAUACAAAGGGCUCCGCUAAGAGCUUCGACAGAGUUCUUGGGGUCGAAAUGAUGAGAUGAGCUUAAGAACAGCAAAAUUCAAAAAUUGGGGGUGAGGUUUCGAAAUCGCGAGAGCCAGGGUGGAAUUAUGAUGAGUGUCGGCAAUCAGCGAGACUAAGGCGGCUAAGAGCGUGCAUGUCAACCUAGCCAAGCUACUUCUCUAGGAGGAUUUGUCAGGAAGGAUAUCACAUUAUGUGAGAGGCACGAUGCAGGAACUGAAAAAUCGAAGAAAAUAAAAUAUCUGAUGAGGGAGCCUAGGAAGCGAACCUACACACAAAAGAAGGAAAUUGGAGCGGAUACGAAAUUUAAUGGCGGCGUCCUAGAUUUCCGGUGGCUCUUUCUCAGUGUCAUGGAGAAAGUUGCCCGGGGAAGGAUGAGGAAAAUAAAAGUUUAAUCGAGUCAGUAUUUAGAUAAAGGUGUAACCUUCUGUUAAAGUGUGUAGAUUAUCUGAACAUCUUAUAUUUAUCGGAAGGUUAUUAUAGAGGAAAGUAUACCUGGAAGCAAAGCAAAGAGAGCGCUUAGAGGUAGAAUAAGCGAUUGAAGGUAUAAUCGAAGAAGAAUUGUGAGGAUUGAAUGGGAGACUACUGGUGGUAAUUGCUGGAAUUCGAGGAGGAUUUGAACUAUUAUUAAUGCUAAUGUAGAGACAGAAGUCUGCUCCGAGUUUUCCCACCCAUAAAAAAUUUAGGCUAGUUAUGUGGCGUUUACCUGAGUACGGAAUAUUUGGAUGUUUCCUACCUAAUAGUCUUCUAGUAAAAUGUCUUUGAACAUUGUAACUUUUUGAACGACUAGCCUCGUUCAUCAAACCAAAGAAUAUGCAACAAGACUCGAGAAUGGUGAGUACAAACACCCAUUAGAGUCUUAAUUUAAUUACAGGAAGAUAGAAGUUGUAAGUGCAGCGUAUCCUGCCCGGGCCGUCAGGACAUCAUGCCACAAACGCGUGACAAGCCUGUUCACACCGUCUUUGUGCUGAUUGGCCACCCAUCAGCUUAUGACAGUCCCCCUUGCCAUAUACCCGGCCGCUUCCACAAGCCUUCCCACUUGUGCUGUCUAUCGUACUCAGUACACGUCCUAUUUCCAAUUAGCCUUCUGUUUUGCUUACAUAACAUUGGCGAUGCAGCCUAACGAACAUGUCUUCAUUGCUGCCUACACCGCUAUAUUUUUGGCCAAAGAACACCCCGAAGCCCUCAAAUGAAUCGUGGUUGCAAUGGAGGAAGACAUUUGAGGAUUAUAUUGAACUACUCCCGAUUUUGUCACCCACGAUUGUACUAGACGUCCCAUCUAAGUUGAAACUCCUCCGGACGAAUCUCGGAGAGUUGGGACAACGAUAUUUCGAUGCCCUCAAUCUACAAAAGGCUAUAGAUCUCCAAACAACCUUCUCAAAACUCGACUCAGCGUGGGGAGGAAAGGACAACGUCUUUCUCAGUCGCUAUCAGUUUUUACAAAUGCGUCAAGAAUCCAAUCAAUGCGUCAGUGAUUUUAUUACUAAUCUGACUCUGGCCAUUCAGGACUGUGGGUAUAAAGAGAUCAAGGCAGACAACUUCGAGCACGCAAUGCUCGUUCAGCAGUUGAUCUUCGGCCUGCGCGAUGAAAAAGCUCGGGAAAAUCUCUUAUCAGAGAAGAAGGAUUUGUCAUGGGAGAAAGCCUGUGAUAUUGCCAGUAAUCAGGAGCGCAUUGCGGCAAAACCUUCAGCAGCUGAAUCAGUCAAACGAUAG
Spirometra erinaceieuropaei is the source of this 18446-nucleotide messenger RNA. The record is from the annotation of a GenBank genome assembly. NCBI's taxonomy places the organism in Eukaryota, Metazoa, Platyhelminthes, Cestoda, Diphyllobothriidea, Diphyllobothriidae.